CACAAGUCACACAAUUCUUGCUUUGACAAGCUUUCUUAUCCUCAUUCACAUGCAUUUCCUCCCUUUGUCCCUCUCUCUCUUAGCGUUGACUUUUGAUAACCCCAAGAUGCUUCAAUUUACAUUGUCUUAUAUCAAAUGGCUGACCAAACCUCACCAUUAUUUCUCUUAUUCCUCUUCCAAAACCCAUUAAACAAACCCAUCAAACCAAACCCGCCAUGAACACCUUCCAACCACCGCCACCGCCGGAGAUGCCGGACUACAACGGCCUCCUCGGCACAGACGACAUAGGAGGAUUUCGAUACGGAAUCGGAGUCUCCAUCGGAGUCCUCCUCCUCAUCACCACCAUCACCCUCACCUCCUACUAUUGCACACGUAACCAGCUCUCUUCUUCACCUUCACAGACCAGUCAAGAUUCGACACGUAUCCAUCAUCAUCACCACCAUGUCAUCAUUGACGUCGUCUCCGGUCUUGACGAAGACACCAUUCAAAGCUAUCCUAAGAUCCUCUACUCGGAAGCAAAGGGACCAACAACGGCGUCAUGUUGUGCCAUUUGUUUAGGAGACUACAAGGGAAAACAUCUGCUGCGGCAGCUACCAGAUUGCAAUCAUCUCUUCCACCUCAAAUGUAUUGACACGUGGCUUAGACUCAAUCCCACGUGUCCCGUCUGUCGGACUUCGCCGCUUCCAACUCCUCUGUCCACUCCCCUCGCCGAGGUUGUCCCCUUAGCCUCCUCUGUCGCCGCCACAAGGAUGUCCUAAUUUUUUGUUUAUUUUAUAACCGAAGAACGCCUCAAUCUAACUAAUCU
Molecule: messenger RNA, 805 nt
Organism: Arabidopsis arenosa
Lineage: Eukaryota; Viridiplantae; Streptophyta; Magnoliopsida; Brassicales; Brassicaceae
Source: the annotation of a GenBank genome assembly